AUGGAAUACAUUUCCAGAAAUGAGUUUUAUCUCUUCCUACAGAAAAAAAUCAUUUCUGAUUCGGAAUUCUUCGCAUUUUUGGAAAAAUACCAAAACUCCUGGUACGCCAUAAUUGACGGGUAUGAAAAAAAAUGGACCACAUUUUUGAUAGACAAAAUAAAGGCCUACAAAUGA
Molecule: messenger RNA, 174 nt
Organism: Plasmodium vivax (malaria parasite P. vivax)
Lineage: Eukaryota; Apicomplexa; Aconoidasida; Haemosporida; Plasmodiidae
Product: RAD protein (Pv-fam-e)
Exons: 1
Coding region: 1-174 (57 amino acids)
Source: RefSeq, a predicted model, not a curated record